Messenger RNA from Symbiodinium natans, 927 nucleotides. The record is from the annotation of a GenBank genome assembly. NCBI's taxonomy places the organism in Eukaryota, Dinophyceae, Suessiales, Symbiodiniaceae.
AUGGAGAAUGCUGCACGCGGAGGCCCCGGUGGAGAGCUGCUCACAGGUGCUGUCGCACCUCUGCUUGAUGAUAUGAUGGGGCCGAGCCAGCGCGUCUACGAUGCCAAGGUCUUCCUGGAGCCGGUGACCAACUGGCUCCGCGAAUCGACGAUGAGUACAGAGGACCAAUACCUGAUGGGAGAGCUGGGUGGUGAGGUGAACUUUGCUUGUGAGCCAUCACAAUGUUUCUCGGUUGUCUGUGUCGCGGAGAGGAUCUCCAUCUCAAUCGCGUCCUGCCUCUAUGGCGCUAGCUGCCGCGAGAUUCCCUGGGAAAGCCUGCGCAACACGCCCUGGGAGAAUUUGAUUCGGAAUCCAUGGCCUGUUUUCGAGCUGGUUGCCAAAUGGGGGCGUGCCCACAGAGAGUCCGCAGAGAAGCAAGCAAGCGUGACCGAGCUUUGUACCGAGAAGUCUUCAUCGAGUCUUCUCAACUUCGACGGGAAGUACUUUGAUGAUCAGAUCUCACGCCUGGAGUCUUCUCCCAGCCUGCGCAGGAAGGGAUCCCAGCUGUUGGCUGCAACCUUACUGGAGGAGGCAAAUCUGGUAGAGUGGUCAUACUUGCAGGACUUCUGCGGACGACUGCUCUGGAGCACGCUGAUUAUCACCUUGGCGUUGGCACGCGACGGCGCUGCUUUAUCUGUUGGGUAUGCCUUGAGAAAUCUGUGGCUUUAUGUCAUCCACACCUCCCUCGAAACAACUUUCAUGGACCAGGAGGCUCCAGCAGGCACUGACGGCCUACAGCCAGAGCUGCCAUACAUGGAGCUGCUGGCGACCGGCCCGUGGAAUGUGCUGCAAUUUCUGCCCGUCCUCGUGGCCGAAGAGCGGGUUUCGACCAUAGGCUUCGAGGUCAUCGACUCAGCAGAAGCUUGGCGCAAGAGACCAGCGUGUUGA